AAUCUACAAUUACAAAUAUUUCAGAUUUCUAUCGAUGAAUGCAUUCAAAGUCUUACUCAUAUCAAGACAUGCCAUAACCCCCUGGAAAAGCCCACCUAUCUUCAAAGGUUACCCAUAGAUUUGAAUGAUGGAUGCUUCAAGGGGCACCAUUCAGUAUCUAAACUGCACUGUGAGACAGAGUUCACAGGAGUGAAAAACAAGUUCAUUGAUGCAGUUAUUGGGAACAUUAAACAAAGGUUUCCGGAAACAGAUUUCCUUUGUUAUUUUUCUUUUCUGGCUUUGAGACCUGUAACAUUUCUCGAUGAUGAUGGAUUGGCUGACUGGGGGAACUCAGAAAUAAAGAGCCUUGCUGAGUUUUAUGGCACUGAGCAGUCACACAGUUUCAAGGAUCCUGAAACUAAUUUGCAGAAAACAGUUAUCUCUGAGCCACUCAUUGACAAAGAAGAAACAAUGACGGAAUGGUUGACUCUGAAGAAAAUAGUUAAAGCCCAGCAGUAUCCCAGACCUUCCAUGGCUUCACUAUGGUCCCUCAUAUGCCAGUAUCAUUCGGAGCAGUUCCCCAACUUGAGAAGAUUAGCUGCCAUAGCUCUUGGCCACCCUAUCCAUACAGCAGACUGUGAACGCUCUUUCAGUUCGCAAAAUCUUGUAACCACUAAGUUGAGAUGUCGCCUUUCGGGUGAACAUAUUGACGAACUUAUGCGAGUCAUGUUGGAGGGACCAUGCCUUCAAAAUUUUGAUUUUGCUUCAGCCUUAACUGACUGGAGAAAUGCUAAAUGCAGAAUCAUUUUCAACAAAUAA
Saccostrea cuccullata (small rock oyster) is the source of this 798-nucleotide messenger RNA. RefSeq lists its product as uncharacterized. NCBI's taxonomy places the organism in Eukaryota, Metazoa, Mollusca, Bivalvia, Ostreida, Ostreidae. The annotation marks the transcript as partial. The transcript is spliced from 3 exons. Gene Ontology annotation, molecular function: protein dimerization activity. The record is from RefSeq and is a predicted model, not a curated record.